UUGAUCAGUUUGGAACACUCUAUCUGAUAGUAAUGCAUGAGAAAAAAGAGAAAGAGAAGAAAUUAAAAAGAAAAACAAAAAUAGAUUUUCCAAUAUUCCAAGGUGGGUAGCAAUCCCCAACAACCUGCAGCAAGCUACGAGGUUCUAGAAAGAUCCACUCCGAAAUGGACGGUGCGCCACAAUCCGCCGGUGCCGGAGGUCCGGCGCCGUUCCUUCUGAAGACCUACGACAUGGUGGACGAUGCCUCCACCAACGACAUCGUUUCGUGGAGCUCUACCAACAACAGCUUCGUCGUGUGGAACCCUCCCGAGUUCGCUCGCCUCCUUCUCCCGACCUAUUUCAAGCACAGCAACUUCUCCAGCUUCAUCCGUCAGCUCAAUACCUACGGAUUUCGAAAAAUACAUCCAGAGCGAUGGGAAUUUGCUAAUGAUGAGUUUCUGAAAGAUCAGAAGCAUCUUCUUAAGAAUAUAUAUCGCAGGAAACCUAUCCACAGUCAUAGUCAUCCUCCAGGUUCACUUGUAGAUCCAGAAAGGGCAGCAUUUGAGGAAGAAAUAGACAAACUUUCCCGUGAGAAAACUUCUCUUGAAUCCAAUAUUUAUAACUUCAAACAACAUCAGUCAACAGCAAAGCCUAAGCUAGAAGAUUUUCUGCAGCGAUUAGAUGGUAUUGAGCAGAGGCAGAAACAAUUGCUGAACUUCUUUGAGAAGGCUCUUCAGAAUCCUACUUUUGUUGAACAUCUUUCACGCAAAAUCGAGUCCAUGGAUUUAUCUGCAUAUAAGAAAAGGCGAUUGCCUCAGGUUGAUCAUGUGCAACCAGUUGCCGAAAGUAGCUUGGUGGACAGUCAUAGCAAUUUUAGAAUGGAAUUUGGAAAUGUUUUCCAUCAAGAUUUCUCGAAUAAACUUAGACUGGAGUUGUCACCAGCUGUUUCUGAUAUGAACUUGGUAUCACGUAGCACACAGAGUUCAAAUGAAGAUGGGGAAAGCCCACAGAAAAAGCUGUCUGAAGUAGAACCAAAAGGAGUGCAGACAAGAACAGCUCUUACAUUUGCACCUGAAACAUUAGAGCUUGCAGAUACUGGGGCUUCUUUUACUUUUAAGAUGGAUUCAUGUUUAUCGCGAAAAACAACAACUGCUGAGAGCUCAAAACUGAUCUCUUUGGAGCCAAGUAGUGAAGAAGGUGAUAGUUUAUCCUGCCAACUAAACUUAACUCUGGCAUCUUGUCCAUUGCAAGUCAACAGAAAUUCAUACUCAGCCAGAUCACCCCAAAUUGACUGUCAAGAAAUUGGAAAAUUGGCGGAAUCAAGAUUUUUUGCCAAUGGUAAAGAAUCUGAUAGUGGUGUUUCCUCAAACCUAAAUGUAGCUGCUGAGGCUACCAAUUUAGCUUCAUCACAGGAGGAUCCAAGUAACAACCAAGUUAACCCAGCUCCUCCAGACAGGGUGAAUGAUGUUUUCUGGGAACAGUUUCUUACCGAAAGGCCAGGCUGUUCUGACAAUGAAGAGGCAAUGUCCAACUACCGAGCAAACCCGCAUGAUGAACAAGACGAAGGGCGGUCAGCUCAUGGAAUCUCUAGAAACAUUAAGAACAUGGAUCAACUCACACUUUGAGUUGGGCAUGCUGUCUUAGAGAACAGUUAAACUAUUUUUAUAUGAAUUUUUCAUGACUAAUAUACAAUAUGAUCUGAAACUUCACAGUUGACAGUUGGCACCAAAUUGUGUCGCAAGGGCCUGAAACUAUUCUGGCUUACUACCUAAUUUAUCUUGGGAAAAAUCCGAAAUCCUUACCAGCUUUGGGGGACUGAUGGAUACAAUGUUAAUUAACUGGUUGACAGUGUUGUAAAUAUUCAAGUUCUGUUUGGCUUUCAAACGUAUUACUAUAAACUUAAAAAGUCUUGAUUAUGGAGUUUUUCUUCA
Messenger RNA from Glycine soja, 1910 nucleotides. Its product is annotated as heat stress transcription factor A-5-like. Gene Ontology annotation, cellular component: nucleus. Gene Ontology annotation, biological process: regulation of transcription by RNA polymerase II. Gene Ontology annotation, molecular function: RNA polymerase II cis-regulatory region sequence-specific DNA binding; DNA-binding transcription factor activity. Bases 165 to 1604 code for a protein of 479 amino acids. The record is from RefSeq and is a predicted model, not a curated record. The transcript has 3 exons. Lineage: Eukaryota; Viridiplantae; Streptophyta; Magnoliopsida; Fabales; Fabaceae.